GCCCGAAACAGCAGCAACUUUUACGCCCUCGAGCCAGCAAGCAGCGACCCGAUGAGCGCCCGGAAGCCGCCAAGUCUCGCGCUCCAGCCCGCGCUCGUCCAGGACAACAUCCCGUCCGAAGUCGUGCCCAAGCUCUGGGUCGGCUCGAUCCAUGCGGCCUUCAACUUUGAGGCCAUCAAGGAGCGCAAGAUCACGCAUGUGCUCAACGUCUCGGGCACCGUCGCCACGUACCCGCAGGACUUUACGUACCUUACGAUCGACCUCCGCGACAAGGAGUACACAAACCUCCUCAGCUGCCUCCCCGUCACGACCGUCUUUCUCGAAGCGGGUAUGCAGAACGGCGGCGUUCUCGUCCACUGCGCGGGCGGGCGGUCGCGGUCGCCGGCGAUCGCGAUGGCCUACAUCAUGCUCACACAAGGCUUUCCGUACGCCGACGCCUUUGCCAAGCUACGGGCCGUGCGACCAGUCGUCGCGCUCAACACGGGCUUCGAAGACCAACUGCAAUGCUUGGAAAAGGCGCAGCUCGAUGUCUUUAGAGCCCAUCAGCUGUUACUCCAGACAAAGAUGGUACGGGCGCGGACCCGGCACGCGCAGCAUUUGCCCAUCGAGCUCGACCCGAUCAAGAAGAGCGCCGAGACAGACAAGCGCAUGCUGCUCGGCAUCGUGCCGAGUGGGUUUUACCUCACACGGCCGUCGUCGCCCAAGACACAGCACUUUAUCCCGCCGCUACGGUCCAUGGGCCACGUUUACGGCUGCGUCGAGUGUAGCACGACGCUCUUCUGCACGGCCAACGUUCUCAAGCACACGCCGAGCACCGACGCGGCAGCAUGGACGAUUGCUGUGGACCGCAAACGCGCGGCGAGCUGUCCCGAGACGCCGCGCGGCCGCCAGCAGGUGCCGUCCCGACCGUUCUCCGUCGACCCGAACGCGAGUCCGUUUGACGACGACGACGACGACGAAGUGGCGAAUCGCCCGGACGCGAUCGCCGACCAGCGCGUGCUCGAGUCGAUGCUGCGUGACGUCGCCAGCCUCGAGGUUGUCCCGUCCUCAAUUCACGUGACGUCACCGACCAAGUCGGUGUCAUCGCGAAAAAAGAUAUGGCGCGCGUGGUCCAAGCAGUUUAGCUUUCGGCUCACGAGUCCGACCAACGACAGCAGUGACAAGACGACCAAGACCAAGACCAAGGCGACGCCGGACGCCGAGCUCAGUACGUGGCGCGCGCAGCUCAAAGAGCUCGAAAAGCGCGGGUCCCGAUGCCAAAUACGCCGCGUCUCGGCCGUCAUAAGCGACGACGAAAAGCACUUUGCGGCGCUCACCAGUGGCUGCGACCUGUGGUAUCUCGAGCCCUUGCGGUGGUUCGGGCCAAUGACGGCGGCGACGGGCAGCGUCAAGUGCCCGAAAGAGGGCUGCGCACACAUUGUAGGGCAGUGGCAGUGGGACGCGACGACCUCCAAGUGUCUUUGUGGGGGACGGGUGCAUCCAGCGUUCACCGUCAAGCAGUCGGCCGUGAAGUUGCUUCCGAUGGCGACGCGGCUGCCCCCCACCCGCCCCGAGCGCCAAGAGACUGCCAACUGAGGACUCGCUAGUGAAUGGUUGUAAACCGUUAAACCGUUAACGUCUGCUUGACGGUUCAGACACCA
This is a messenger RNA of Saprolegnia diclina VS20, 1640 nucleotides long. RefSeq lists its product as hypothetical. The record is from RefSeq and is a predicted model, not a curated record. The transcript is spliced from 8 exons. Gene Ontology annotation, biological process: protein dephosphorylation. Lineage: Eukaryota; Oomycota; Saprolegniomycetes; Saprolegniales; Saprolegniaceae. Gene Ontology annotation, molecular function: protein tyrosine/serine/threonine phosphatase activity. Bases 52 to 1575 code for a protein of 507 amino acids.